Messenger RNA from Cucurbita moschata (crookneck pumpkin), 2494 nucleotides. RefSeq names its product zinc finger CCCH domain-containing protein 66-like. The transcript is spliced from 2 exons. Bases 236 to 2281 code for a protein of 681 amino acids. Gene Ontology annotation, molecular function: protein binding; metal ion binding. The record is from RefSeq and is a predicted model, not a curated record. NCBI's taxonomy places the organism in Eukaryota, Viridiplantae, Streptophyta, Magnoliopsida, Cucurbitales, Cucurbitaceae.
AGAAAAAAGGAGAGAGUUUGAAGAGGACGGUGGCGGAGACCAGAGGGCUUUGGCUUAUGCAGAGAAGUAGGUUGGUCUAUUUGACUCUACAACCUAAUAAAAGAGAGACAGAGCAAAGGAAGAAAAGUCUACUUUCUUCCAUAGCUAAAAGCUUAGUUUAGAAACCACCCUAUUCCCGCUCUCUGUUCUUUUUCGUUUCUUACGAGAAAUUUGGAGUUCUUAGACCGAAUUGAUUAUGGUGUGCAAUGGUUGUAAUAGCAAUUCUGUAAGCCCCAACUUCAUGAUGGAUGGUUGCAAUAGAAAUCUGGGGUUUUGUAUAUCGGUUUUGCUCGAAUUUUCGGCCACGGAUGAUCUGAUUGGAUUUAGGAGUGCUGUUGAGGAAGAUGGUCAUGAUAUUGAUGAAGCAAGUUUGUGGUAUGGGAGAGUUUUUGGUUCCAAAAAGAUGGGAUAUGAAGAACGAACCCCUCUUAUGGUUGCAGCCAUGUUUGGGAGCUUGAAUGUCCUUUCGUAUAUCGUUCAUAGUGGUCGUGUUGAUGUUAAUCGAGCUUGCGGUUCGGAUGGUGCAACUGCUCUCCAUUGUGCUGUUGCUGGUGGUUCUGCUGUUGCUGAUCAGGUUGUCAAAUACUUGCUUGAUGCUUUUGCUGAUGUGAAUGUUGUCGAUGCGAAUGGCUACCGGCCUGGUGACUUGAUUGCUCCUGAUUUUACUUUGGCGUCUUUGUAUUCGAGGAGGAAGGCAUUACAACAGUUGCUAAAGGGAUAUGGUAACGACGAGGACGUUCUUGGUUCAUCUGAGAUGAUUUUUUACGAGAGGGAAACACAGGAGGCACGGGAGGUUUUGACGCCUCGUGUUUUGAGAGAUGGAACGGAGAAGAAAGAGUAUCCAGUUGAUCACUCGCUUCCCGACAUCAAGAAUGGGAUUUAUAGUACAGAUGAGUUUAGAAUGUAUACUUUUAAGAUUAAACCUUGUACAAGAGCUUACUCCCAUGAUUGGACGGAGUGCCCGUUUGUUCACCCUGGCGAAAACGCAAGAAGGCGGGAUCCUAGGAAAUAUCAUUACAGCUGCGUCCCGUGUCCCGAAUUUAGAAAGGGCGCAUGUAGGCAGGGGGAUGCCUGUGAAUAUGCUCAUGGAAUCUUUGAAUGUUGGCUCCAUCCUGCUCAAUACCGCACCCGUCUUUGCAAGGACGAAACGGGAUGCACCCGAAAGGUCUGUUUCUUUGCUCACAAACCAGAGGAGCUACGCCCCUUGUAUGCUUCGACUGGUUCUGCUGUACUGUCCCCAAGAUCGAUCUCUGGUUCAUCACUAGACAUUCCAUCAAUCAGCCUGCUUACCCUUGGUUCUCCGUCAUCGACUCCGCCGUUGACUCCUGGAGUUUCUUCUCCGCUGGGUGGAACCAUGUGGCAGACUCAAUGUAAUAUUGCGCCUCCGACGUUGCAGCUUCCGGGUAGCCGGUUGAAGGCUGCUUUGAGUGCAAGAGACAUGGAUUUAGAUGCCGAGUUACUCGGUCUCGAAAGUCAGCGACGUAGACAGCAACAGUUUAUGGAUGAGUUAUCGUGUCUACCUUCCCCUUCCAGAUGGAACAAUGGCAUACCAACCCCUACAUCUUUUCCAUCUCCAAGGAGUAGAAAUGGAGAAUUGAACGGGCUCGGAGGCAUGAAUCCUACUAACCUCGAGAACAUUUACGGAUCAUCGGUAGAUCCCGCACUCUUCCCUCAAUUACAAGGACUCUCGCUCGAUUCCGUGCAAUCCCCGUCCGGGAUGCGCCAGAGCCUGAACCAGUCAUUCCUAUCAAACUAUGCUAACAGCAUUGGAUCUCCUCCUGCAAGGUCAUCUCAACCAUUUGGCCAUGACUCAUCUGUGUCUGCUGCAGAAAGCCUUCUGAGUUCCAGGGCUGCUGCUUUUGCCAAGCGCAGCCACAGCUUUAUCGAACGCGGUGUAGUGAACCGUCAUUCUGGACAUUCACCUCCAGCUACAUCUACAACCGUCACGCCUUCGAACUUCCCUGAUUGGGGUUCGCCCAACGGAAAACUAGACUGGGGAAUUCACGGAGAAGAACUCACCAAGUUAAGAAAGUCUGCAUCAUUCGGGCUACGAAGUAAUUCCCUCGCAACACCUGCAAUGCACGCUACUUCUUCCAAGCCAGACGUCUCCUGGGUUCAGUCCCUGGUGAACGAUGCUCCGACCGAGAACUCCGUGCAGUUGAGCAUGGACGAGCAGCAGCUUUGUCAUAUCGACAAUGGGGAUUCAAAGCUGUACAUGGAACAGAAGCAGCUGGUCGCUUAAGCUCCGGGGUUCGGCCACAUUUUUUUCUUUUCGCUUCGAUUUAACGGGUUAUAUUCUGAUCAUUUAAUCUAUAUAUAUACAUAUAUUUACAUCAUUGAAAUUCAUCAAGAUUGGGGAGAAGGAAUGUUUCUGCCCAUUCCAUAACUACUAGUUGUUUCAUGUGAAGAAUAACUGAUAUUAAAUGAUUAUUAAGAACUGGAAUUAUUGAGGUGA